UUAUCCUGCAAGCUGUGUUGCUGUACAGUUGUUAUAGAAAUAUGGCUUCUGUUAUCAAGAAAUCUGUGGAUUUUAACACAAAACAUCUGAAAACAGGAGAUCCUCUUCCAAAAUGGAAUGGCAAACUUCGUUUAUAUACAAUGAGGUACUGCCCUUACGCACAGAGGGCCAUUCUCGCCCUUAUUGCUAAGAAUGUUGAAUACGAAAUUGUUAACAUUGAUCUUGUUAACAAACCGGAGUGGUUAAAGAGCAAAAGUCCUUUGGGAAUGGUGCCAGCAUUAGAAAUUGCUGAUGGCGUCUGUAUAACAGAGAGCUUAAUUGUAAGCGAAUACAUAGACGAAGUGUUUUCACAGCGCCCACUGCUUCCCAAAGAUCCCGUUAAAAGGGCAAAAGACAAAAUUCUUGUGGAAAUGAUAAGUCCUAUGGAUGCAUUCCUCUUCAAAAUAUUCCGAGCCCCAGAUACAAUAAAUGAGGAUACGAUAAAGAAUUAUAACGGUGUAUUGCAAUUCAUAGAAGAUGAAUUGAAGCAACGGCGCACCACGUUCUUAGAUGGUAGCGAGCCGGGAUAUGCUGACUAUAUGAUUUGGCCCUGUUUUGAGAGGGUUCCAGCUACUAUCGACUUUGAUUCUAGAAUAGCUAUAGACGACAAGAAAUAUCCAUCAUUGGUGCAAUACAUAAGGAACAUGCAAAAAGAUCCUGUUGUUAAAGAGUACAUAAUAUCGAAUGAUAUAUAUAAGAAGUUCCUUGAAGGCUACAAAACUGGAGCACCCGAUUUUGAUCUGUUAAAUAAAUUGUGUCACAUACAAACUGUUUCUAUAUCUUUAAUUUUCUUUAUUUAUGUCAACAAAUACAUCGAUAAAGAAUUGUUUAAUUAUCUUAUCGUAUUGACAAGAGAAACUUGUGAACUCAAAGUUUUUGAUAUGAUAACCAGUACGUUAAGUUUCGCUAUGCAUAUAAUUAUAACCUCGUAUAGGGUGUUAGCACCAGUUAGUAGUAUCCUGCAAUCUGUGUUGCCGUAUACAUACAGAAAUAUGGCGUCUGCUAUCAAGAAAUCUGUGGAUUUUAACCCAAAACAUUUGAAAACAGGAGAUCCUCUUCCAAAAUGGAAUGGCAAACUUCGUUUAUACAACAUGAGGUACUGCCCUUACGCACAGAGGUCCGUUCUCGCCCUUAUUGCUAAGAACGUUGAAUACGAAAUUGUUAACAUUGAUCUUGUUAACAAACCGGAGUGGUUAAAGAGCAAAAGUCCUUUAGGAAAGGUGCCAGCAUUAGAAAUUGCUGAUGGCGUCUGUAUAACAGAGAGUUUAAUUGUAAGCGAAUAUAUAGACGAAGUGUUUUCGCAGCGCCCACUGCUUCCCAAAGAUCCCGUUAAAAGGGCAAAAGACAAAAUUCUUGUGGAAAUGAUUAGUCCUAUGCAUGCAUUCAUCUUCAAAAUAUUCCGAGCCCCAGAUACUAUAAAUGAGGAUACGAUUAAGAAUUAUAACACUGUAUUGCAAUUCAUAGAAGAUGAAUUGAAGCAACGGCGCACCACCUUCUUAGAUGGUAGCGAGCCGGGUUAUGCUGACUAUAUGAUUUGGCCCUGGUUUGAGAGGGUUCCAGCUGCUAUUGAAUUUGAUUCUAGAAUAGCUAUAGACGAAAAAAAAUAUCCAUUACUGGUGCAAUACAUAAGGAACAUGCAAAAAGAUCCUGUUGUUAAAGAGUAUAUAAUAUCAAAUGAUAUAUAUAAGAAGUUCUUUGAAAGCUACAAAACUGGAGCACCCGAUUAUGAAUUGUUAAAUAAAUGAUUUUUUGAAAUUGAAUUAAAUAAAAAAAUAUGAAUUUAAA
This is a messenger RNA of Pieris rapae (cabbage white), 1824 nucleotides long. RefSeq lists its product as uncharacterized. Gene Ontology annotation, cellular component: cytoplasm. The transcript is spliced from 10 exons. Lineage: Eukaryota; Metazoa; Arthropoda; Insecta; Lepidoptera; Pieridae. The record is from RefSeq and is a predicted model, not a curated record. The coding region runs from base 42 to 1784 and encodes 580 amino acids. Gene Ontology annotation, molecular function: glutathione dehydrogenase (ascorbate) activity; glutathione transferase activity. Gene Ontology annotation, biological process: glutathione metabolic process.